Maudiozyma saulgeensis is the source of this 1275-nucleotide messenger RNA. Lineage: Eukaryota; Fungi; Ascomycota; Saccharomycetes; Saccharomycetales; Saccharomycetaceae. The record is from the annotation of a GenBank genome assembly.
AUGACUGAACUGACUCAAUUGAUUAUAGAUACAUACAAGACAAGAGAACAAUUGAUUCAAAAUGGUAUAUGGGGAGGGGAAUUGUACAAACAUGUUAAAAUAAUUAAUAAUCAUGAUAGAUCAUGGAUUUGGAAAACUUUAUUGUUACAUUCAGAGAACCAAGACGAUUCAAAUAAAGAUAAAAAAUAUAUCACGAAUGAUUCCUUUUUAUUCGAUUCUUUAGAUAAUUUAGUACCCGUGCCUUUAUUAUCUCCUAUAACGAAGAAAAAUGAAGAUGCUGAUCAGUUACAAAAUACAACGUUAGCUUUUACUCCUAUAAAACAAAUAGUGAAAAUUGGUAAUAAAGGGAUAAGAAAAUUGACACCGAAAGAGACACAUUUACAUCCGUUAACAAAUCAUGAGGAUGAGGAUGAUUACGGUAUGAAUAUUUCAGACACUUUAGAAAUCAUUGAUUUGGAUUUAUCAAGAUUAAUUGUAUCACCAAUAUUUCAAGAUCCAAAAGUUCAUGCAUUAAUGAGACAAAUUAUGUUUAAUUAUUUACUAUUAACAAAUGAAGAUAAACAAAGAAAAAAUAUACCAAUAGUUGAUCAAAUUUAUCGAUAUAGACAAGGGUUUCAUGAAAUUUUAUCAAUAAUUUUUUUACAAUUUUAUGAUUCAAAUUUAAACAAUAUUGAAAUUAAAUUUAUUUUAUUCAUUUUCAUUAAAUUAAUGGUACCUUUACAAAGGACUUUCUACAUUGAAAAAAAUUUAUUAAAUUGGCAAAAUAAUUAUUUCAUUAAAUUAUUAAAAUUAAGCUCUCCACAAAUUUAUUCGAUUUUCUAUCCAACGACAACUAAUACAAAUCAUACUAACUUAAUUUGGUUAAUUCGUUGGACAAGAUUAUUAUUCUUAAGAGAAUUGCCAAUUCAAGAUUGUUUGAUUGUUUGGGACCACAUAUUAACAUUUUCAUACCCCGUUGAUUCAAUGGUUGCAUGUAUCAUUAUUGCAAUAUUAAUUACCGUUAGAAAAAAUUUAAUUGAAAUUUAUCAAGAUAAUGAAAUGGAUAAUGAUGAUUUGAUUGAAUUCAUGUUGCAAUUUGAUAAACAUAUUAAAAAUUUAAAUAUUUUAAAAAUCUGCGAGUUGGCUGGUUCUUUAUGUGAAUCUUGGGAAAAUGGUAAUUGGAAAGAUCUAUCAAAAAUUGUUACAAAUUAUAUUAAUCAAAAUGAAAUGGAUCCAAAUAGGAAAAGGUUAGAAGAUAAAUUAAAACAAAGAGUUCAACGAUCUUUAAAUAAAUAA